AUGACUAUUCUCUUAAUAAUCUUGCUGGUUUGCCUAGUGAUUUAUCUUUAUUAUCAGAAUCAGCAAUUAAAGAGCAACUCCAAUGCUCCUAGUUUCCCUGGUUCCCAGUCGGAGAUAAUCUUUUCCGCCGAAGAGCAAGAAAUCCAGCAAUUAAAAGAAAGCAUUGCCCAAUUACAAGCCCAAAUAGACGAACUAAAAAAAAUGAUGACUAAAGACCAACUCGCCCAAGAAAUUAAGCAAGAGUUUGCCAAAGGAAACUUUAAACCGAGCCAAUUAAAACGUAGUAAAAGCACCGGAGAUAUUUCCCCAACUCCCCCUUUGCCUAAUAUUCCCUUAAAAAAAUCACCUUCGCAACCAGAAACCUCUCAGACACUCAGCCCUGAACAAGAAAUCAGCCAACUCCAAGAGCAAAUUAAAUUCCAUGCCCAAACUAGCCAGAAUUACCUCCAAUCGCUCCAAGCUGCCCAAGCCAAAAUCACCGAGUUAGAAGAAGAAUUGCAAGCCAAAGAAGCUUUUGUCGAUGCCUCCGAAGAAAACCCGGCUGAAUUAAAAGCACAAAUAGCCAACUUAGAACAGCAAAUCCUCGAACUACGCUUAAAGAAUUUAAAAGACUUUGGCGAAUACUAUGAGGAGAAAAAAGCUUUAAAAGGCGAGUUAGAGGAGAAUAUCGAUGAAGGCGUCCAAGAAAUUCGCCGGUUGGAGAACAAACUCCUCGCCUUAAAUCGCAAAAAACUGACCCUCCAAAGCCAAUUACAACAAGCCGAGUUGAAAAAUACCCGCUUAGAGUUAAAGGCAAUUGAUAACCAGCCAAAAACUAACUCGCUUUGGUCUAAUUUAAACUGA
Entrophospora sp. SA101 is the source of this 843-nucleotide messenger RNA. NCBI's taxonomy places the organism in Eukaryota, Fungi, Glomeromycota, Glomeromycetes, Entrophosporales, Entrophosporaceae. The record is from the annotation of a GenBank genome assembly.